Passer montanus (Eurasian tree sparrow) is the source of this 625-nucleotide messenger RNA. Its product is annotated as protein S100-A9-like. The transcript has 4 exons. Gene Ontology annotation, molecular function: calcium ion binding; transition metal ion binding. NCBI's taxonomy places the organism in Eukaryota, Metazoa, Chordata, Aves, Passeriformes, Passeridae. Bases 266 to 625 code for a protein of 119 amino acids. The record is from RefSeq and is a predicted model, not a curated record.
AAAAAAUUCUGCAUUCCUCCAAAGUCAGCGAACCCCCAGAGAACGGGGCUGCACCCCUGGGCAGUUCCUGGAUGGGGUGAGGAGCCCGAAAUCCUCACCUGGGCGUGCUGCGCUGCCUUGCACAACUCCUGGAGGUUCCUGCCCUGCCGGGAACCGAGGCUGGCACGGCUGGCAGCUCCGGCAGGGUAUAAAAGGUGCCAUCCCCAGCUCGGCAUCACCCGAUCCUCCUGCUCCUUCCUCUGCAGAGCCCAGACCUCCUCCAAGGAUGAAAACCGACCUGGAGCUGGCGCUGGAAUGCGCCGUCAACGUCUACCACCAGUACGCCAUGAGGUACCCCAUGGACGACUACCUGAGCAAGGAGGAGUUCUCCAGCCUGCUCAAGGACACGGCCGAGCCGUUCCUGAGGAACACGGUGCCGCCCAAAACGACCAUUGACAGCUACAUCCAGCAGCUCUUCACCAAGGCCGAUGCCAACCACGACGGCCGCCUCAAGUUCACCGAGUUCCUGACCACGCUGAGCCUCGUGGCCAUCGAUGCCCACAACAGGUCCCACAAGGGCCCUGGUGAUGACCAUGGCCAUGACCACGGCCAUGACCACGGGCAUGGGCACAGCCACCGUCGCUGA